Messenger RNA from Petromyzon marinus (sea lamprey), 1291 nucleotides. RefSeq names its product protein RD3-like. Lineage: Eukaryota; Metazoa; Chordata; Hyperoartia; Petromyzontiformes; Petromyzontidae. The record is from RefSeq and is a predicted model, not a curated record.
GCGAAAGUCGACUGUUGUCGUUCUCAUAUGCACGUGAGCACACGUGAUGCUAGAGAGCAGACGCGCUCUCUGCUUGCUGAGGACAUCAGCCACGCGUUGCGCGCGUGCGCGGGAUUAAUUCAUCGGGAGCGCGGAGCCGAUUCACCGACGCUGUCUGCUCUCUCGAGCGCGUUCGUCUCCUCUAUCUGCCCGUCCGUCUGCGCGUCUGCCUGUCCGGAGAAGGGCCGGUAGUUGUGGGGGGGGGAAGAGAGGCCGCCUGGAGCGAGAGUCACCCGCUGCGAGAGUCUGCAGGGAUCCGUGGCCCCGGGCCACCCAGGGAGUAAGGAGGAGGCGGAGGAAGAGGAGAAGAGAGAGGUGGCGGAGAGCGCAGAGGGCUCAGCGAAGUGCCCGCGUCCCCACACGUCCGCCUUCAAUUGUUCACCAGACGCGACAGCCAGUAGCCCCCUUGGGCCCCCUCGUGGUCCCGCGGGGUCCCCACGGGGUCAUGUGGGGGUGGCUGAGACCCUUGACGGGAGGCGGCGAGGCCGCGGGGGGCCCCUCGUGGCGUUCCGCCCAGCGGGACCACGGUGACGCCGUGGCCGAGCUGCUCAUGCUGGAGCUGAGUGGGGCCGUGCGGGACGCUGAGCGCACGACGCGGGCGCGGGAAGCCGAGUUCCGACGCCUGCGCUCCGGAGUGGACUACAGCUGGCUCGCCAGCCCCCCGCGGCCCCCAACCCUGGAGUUGCCCCCCGCGGAGCGCAUGGCCCUGGAGGCGCUAUGCGCCCAGGUGCGGCCCGCGGACUGCGGCCCAACCAUCCUCAGGUUCCGCCAGACCGUGUGCGAGUUCGAGGCCGAGCCGGCCGAGGUGGUGGGGCUCUUCCGCAACGUGGUGCGCGAGGCCGUGGACCGGGCCCACAGCGAGGAGGCCCUGCACCGUCUCUCCAAACAGUGGGGGCCCUCGCGGCGUGGCCGCCCCCUCGCCUGGGCCUCCGCGCUGCUGCUGCCCCGGUCCCCGGCCCGCAUCCACCCGAGCGACGCCGCCACCGCUGAUUCCAUCAUCCGCUCCAUCUCGGAAGACGUGGAGCGCGGCGGGGGCGCGGCGCGCGUCCUCUGCGCGGCGGAACGCGGAGGGGACCCGUUGCAUGAGCCGCCCCCUAAGCGCGCUUUCAGCAUGCCCGAGCUGCAGCGCGGUGCGGCGCACAGCUGAGGUUGGCUCCGUGUGUGUGUUGUCUUUUUGUGUGUGUGACUUUGUGUGUACGAUUGUGGGCAUGGGGCGCGGUGGCGCAGCGGUUAGCGCGCUGCGCCACGAACC